CCGCUGGACGCGGACCGGACGUGUCGGGAACAGGAGGAGGACGAGGAGCUGGGACUCUUGUAUGACAGUCUAGAUGAAUUCAACAGCGAAAGUGGAUUUGACAUCGAGGACAAUGACAGCGUCAUGAGCACCCCAAAACCAACGCUGAGGAGAUAUUUUGAAGGUGUUUCCAAUUCCGGCUCUCAGACUGAAAUCAGCCAGAAGGGGACAGACAAGUCCCUCAGUGCAAUGGACAGAGGGGACCAGAAACUUGUCCACACGCGCUCGGAGGACACAGACCCCGGACCGGCUGAUCAAACCAGUGAACCUGUACCGGCAGCAUCCAUGGCACCAGAUCUGGGCUCCUGGGAGCCCGUCGAGCGAAUACCACAUCUGGGUAUGAUCUCCAGAACCGAGUCCCAAAUUAUUAUGUCUCCCAGACAGGAGAAUAAACUGUCCCGGGGUCCUCGCAGUGUUUCUAUGAAAGAUCGUCAGAACUCCCGAGUUACGGGUGACCGAGGGAGCAGCCUGGAAGGUGAAUUUUCCCCGGACUCGCGGCUCUUUAGUCAGGUGCCACGGAAAUCCGUGUUUGAUGAACUCAAUGAGAUUCUGGGAGCAGAACAGCAACUUCCAGACAGCAUCAUCCUAGUCAACACUACAGACUGGCAUGGACAGUAUGUCCGGGAGCAGUUAUCGGAGAAGCGGCAGGCGGUGUCCACGUGUUCCUCCGCCGACGUCCAGGCGGCUUUCUGUGGGAUUAUCACUCGGAUCCAGAGAUAGUGAGUACCUGCGAGCCGGA
Messenger RNA from Nanorana parkeri, 778 nucleotides. RefSeq names its product phosphofurin acidic cluster sorting protein 2-like. NCBI's taxonomy places the organism in Eukaryota, Metazoa, Chordata, Amphibia, Anura, Dicroglossidae. The annotation marks the transcript as partial. Gene Ontology annotation, biological process: protein localization to plasma membrane. The transcript is spliced from 7 exons. Gene Ontology annotation, molecular function: transmembrane transporter binding. The record is from RefSeq and is a predicted model, not a curated record.